GCCCGAGAGUGGAUGAGUUAAUUCCGAGUUGUGUUUUCCGUUUCGCGAUGACUUCGUCAGCUCGUCGUUUUCGUUUUGUUAGUCGUAAUUGCAGGAUAAACUUCUCCCUCGGUGCUACGAUUUCGCGAAACACGUAUUGGAAAGCAUAAACUAUAGAAAGUGGUAUUUCAAAAUACAGUUAAUAAUACGAAUAUAAUAAAAUGACCGACGACACUGACCAAGUAUUAUCGGAAGAACAAAAAUUAAUUAUUGCGCAUAAAAAAGAACGUAAAGAAUUACAAGCCAAAAUUCAAGUCUUGAAGAAGACCAUUUGUAAAGGUGACAAAAAGAAGAAGAGAGACAUCACUGAAGAAAUAUUGAAAUUAGAAAGUGAUUUGGAUAGAAAACAAGAUGAAGAAAUUGCUUGUCUUAAAUUAUCGAAAAUGAGUACUGAAAAAUCUGAAGUAGAGAUUGAUAAUUUAUUAGCUAGAGAAAAUAGUGAUUAUGUACAUAUGAAAAAUAGUCGAGAAGAAUGUAAAUCGAGUGGUAGAGUUUCUAAAGCCCAAAAACGAAGGGAAAAGAAAGAAAUUGCUGAAAAAGAAAGAAACCAAAGAAUAAUUGAACAAGAAGUUAUAAAUAUUCAUGGAAAGCGUAAUGUUGAAAUAGAAGCGAUUAGAAAUAUCCUUGUAAAACGAAAUUUAAUGAUACAUGAAAUACCAAGCGAUGGACACUGUCUUUAUAAUGCCAUUGCGCAUCAAUUGAAUGGAAUCGAAAAUUCGACGUUAAAUUGUAACGACCUUAGGGAAAAAACUGCCACGCAUUUAAGAGCGAAUGCAGACAAUUUUUUACCAUUUAUUACUAAUCCAGAUUCGGAUGAGCUUUUGUCCAUCGAACAAUAUGAAAAAUAUUGCGACGAUGUUGCUCAAACGAAUGCUUGGGGUGGAGCUAUUGAAUUGCAGGUAUUAUCUCACGUUCUUAAAUGCCCCAUCGAAGUAAUUCAAGCCAGCGGUGUUACCUAUAUAGUUGGAAACGAACAUGCCCCAACGAGAAAGCUCAUCUUAACUUAUCAUCGUCACAUGUAUCAAUUAGGAGCGCACUACAAUUCAGUAACGAAAUAUGUUAAACAGCCGGAAGACAGCUGA
Molecule: messenger RNA, 1121 nt
Organism: Ceratosolen solmsi marchali
Lineage: Eukaryota; Metazoa; Arthropoda; Insecta; Hymenoptera; Agaonidae
Product: OTU domain-containing protein 6B
Exons: 5
Coding region: 201-1121 (306 amino acids)
Biological process (GO): protein deubiquitination
Molecular function (GO): cysteine-type deubiquitinase activity
Source: RefSeq, a predicted model, not a curated record